UUUCAGGUCAAUGCCACCCAAAAAGACUCAAAAAUCAGGUUUACUGCAGUUCUUCGCCAAACAACAACAAGAAAAAUAUCAAAAUUCAUCGAAAAACGAAGAAACAACUGAACACGACGAUUCUUGUCAAAUUUUAUUCGAAAAACAAGUAGCAGGUCCUAGUAAAGUUUCAAAACCAAUCGGAUUCCCUACAACGCCGAAAAAUACGACUAAAUGGGCAGAAACGCUACAGAAAAGCUCGGAAAAAGCAGGAAGAGACUGGUUAAAUCCGUUCCCGAUUCGCGUUAGUUCAGCAAAAAAAGAAAUUGAGAAAAAUAGUAAAACCGAGUUGUUAGCAAAAGGAUUCGAUGAUAUUCAUGGAAACGGUAUAUUUUACCCAAUAAAUGAACCUAUUCGAAAUUUUGAACUGAAUCUUCUCAAAUGUUUAUCAUCUUCAAAUUGUUGUGUAGCACUUCCAUCAUCUUCUCCGUCUACUCCUGGACGAAUAUGUGCCAUGACAGUAUUCAAUUUUUUGAAAUGGUUCCCUCGAUGUCGUGUACUUCUUGUCAGCUCCUCAGACAGUUGGAUCUCGUCUCUUCGACAACUCGGCCUUGAAUCUCAAACUACAAAACUGACUACAGUAACCCAAUUCAAGAAUCUAAAGACUGAAGCCGGAAAAAUUCUAGUCUGCACAACACCGCAGUGCGCAUUAAAAGUAGUCGAAUCGACAGGAGGUCGUGAGUUUCUUGAAGAAAUUCGCCUGGUUUUAAUGGAAUUAAAACCAAAUGAGUGUUGUUCAAAGUACAAACCGAUUCUCAACGCUUUGACUGUUAAGGAGACUUUCUUUCGUUGUUCUGUUCUCACCACUUCGACAUCAAAUGCUUCUCGUCGUACAGCUUCGAUUACAAAACGACAACAAAUGAUUACAAAUCUUCAAUUAUCCGACUGGAUUGAACAGACUGAAGCUGAUUUUGCUUUCAGAAGUGCAAAUAUUCCGGCAGGAGUUGAAGUUAAAACGUGGAAAUCUGAAGACAAUUCUGCAAAACAUGCUGAAAUAACCGGAAAAUUCGAAAAAUACUGUGAAAAGACAAUCGACGAUCUGGCUCGACAAUGCAUUGUUUCAUCGAAAAGUGUCAAAAAACUCAUUUGGACCUGCUGGAAAACUUUGAAACAGCAAUCGAAAUUACCUGAAAUUGAGAAGAAAAAACUGGAAAUUUCAGAGUUCUUGACAUGUACUUACAAACUUUUGAUUAUUGAUGGAGUUGUAGCAGCAAGAAAUUUUGUGAAAAAACAUUCUGAAAUUCCGCAUAUCAAAGAACACGCGGAGAAAAUCUUGGAACCAACAAUUUUUGGUGGAUUUUCAGAGUUCCCAGCAAAGUUUCAACAAUUAUCUGAUUCAAUCGAAGCUUUUUUAAAAAUGGAUAAUCAUGUACUUGGAGUAAUUCUUUGCCGGGAUUCUGACCAGGCGAUUGAGAUACAGAAUUAUUUGGAAUUACAGUUGACUACUCGAUGUACUUGUGUCAGAAUUAUUGAAGAAGGAACUCAUCCGGGAAGAAAUUUGUGGAAUAUUCAAAGGAUUUCUACAGUUUUCAUCGAUAGAAAAUCUCCGAAAAUCGUAAUUCUUCCUGUCAAAAUUCGCGAUUUUAUUGGCUUUUCCGAUGGUCUUCCACUUUCCGAACUCACAUUUAUCGCUUCAAUAUCUCGUGAUUCUCUGUUCAAUUUUCGUCGAUUUGGUGGAGCCCACUUGUUAAUUAUCAAUGAUCCAUUAGAGAAGUUGCGAAAUGAGGAUGGUCGGCUUCUUGUAGACGACGGGAAAUUUGUACAGAAUAAUUCGAAAAAUGCCCCAAAAAUGGGAGCUGUGGAGAGAUAUGAUUUUAAAUUCGAGCCAUCUCGUCUUCGAAUCGACGCUACUCAUCUACCAAUUCAAUUUUUUUAUCCACGAGAUGUUGGUGUGACUUUCGAUGAAACAGCUGGAAUUAGUCAACUUGGAAAAACCCAUAUUGAGAUGACAUCAAAAGAACAUACGGAACUGUUUAAACGUUUGCAAAAUCCUGAUUUCAGUCGAUUUCAACGUCGAAAACGAGUAUUUUGGGUAUUGGAAGAUCUGGAGCACCCAAAUGAAAAUAAAUCAAUUCCAAUUGAAGAAAUGGAUGAAACUCAACUUUGCUGGAAUCAGGAUAUUCAAUAUUUGGGUGAAAUAAAAUCAUCAAAAUUAUCAGAACGGCUUACCAGAUAUAUGAAAGAUGAACCUGUAGAAUGGAUUAUAAAUGAGAAGCGAAGAUUUGAAUAUAUCAAUGAAAUAACUUCGACCGACCGUCUUGUUCAUUUGGAUCGUCUUCUACGAAACCUCGACGCUCAUUUUCAAGUCUUAUCUUCAUGUUAAAUCCUUCAAAUUCCUUACAAAUCGGCUCUCACUUGUCCCUGUUUUAUCUCUCACAUCCCAAACAUACAUUUCAUUUUAUUUUCAUUUUCAUUAUUAUUAUUAUCAUAUACAAGUUAUCAUU
Molecule: messenger RNA, 2483 nt
Organism: Caenorhabditis elegans
Lineage: Eukaryota; Metazoa; Nematoda; Chromadorea; Rhabditida; Rhabditidae
Gene: fncm-1
Product: FANCM (Fanconi anemia complex component M) homolog
Exons: 14
Coding region: 11-2362 (783 amino acids)
Source: RefSeq, marked reviewed